This is a messenger RNA of Spinacia oleracea (spinach), 1350 nucleotides long. Its product is annotated as probable carboxylesterase 120. The record is from RefSeq and is a predicted model, not a curated record. Bases 152 to 1228 code for a protein of 358 amino acids. The transcript has a single exon. Gene Ontology annotation, molecular function: hydrolase activity. Lineage: Eukaryota; Viridiplantae; Streptophyta; Magnoliopsida; Caryophyllales; Amaranthaceae.
UGAAGUUGUUCAUGCCGUCACGGGUUCACCUUAAACGAGUAGUCAAUUGUAUUUGUCUUUCUCUCUAUAGCUUAUCUACAACCAUUAUCUACAACCAGGACUACAAGUGCACUUUUCGCGGUCGAGCAAUAAUAGAAAUGUAUCAUAUUUAAUGAUCAUUUGCUGUAUUAGAUUUUCAAGCAUAAGCUUAAGCCAAAUGGAAUCCAUGAAAUACCUAACCAAACUAUUCUUCUUUUUCUUCGUAUUAUUAGCAACUUCACAACAUGUACAUGCUCAACGUAUUCCCACUGUUUUUGAUCCUUACGCAUUUCUCCACAUAAUUCCAAACCCGGACGGGUCGAUAACCCGGAUCAAAGAGUUCUUCCCGACCGUCCCACCCAACACAUCCUCUUCACUUGCAUUUUCUAGAGAUGUCCCUCUUAACCCGGAGAAAAAAACAUGGGUUCGGGUCUACUUGCCCAACAAGCCCGGGCCCGAACCCGUUACUAACCUCCCCGUCGUGGUCUUCGCCCACGGUGGUCAGUUCAUCCUUCUAAGCACGGCAACCCCUCAAUUCGACUCGUUUCUCUCCAACACCGCGAGCCACCUUAACGUGCUCGUGGUAUCAGUUGAUUACCGCCUCGCCCCCGAGCAUCGCCUCCCCGCAGCGUACGACGACGUAUUGGAGGCCUUGUAUUGGGUGAAGGAUAAAAAGGAUGAGUGGGUGGCUAAGUAUGGGGAUGUUUCGAGGUGUAUCAUUAUGGGGGAGAGUGCGGGGGGCAACAUUGCGUACAACGUAGGAUUACGAGCUUUGGGUCAAGUCAACAAACUUAAGCCGUUAGUUAUAAGAGGUUUGGUUUUAGUCCAACCGUUUUUUGGAGGAGCAAAUCAAGUAUUUGUAAAGACUGGUAAUGUUCCUUUAGAGGUUAUUGAGUUACUUUGGAGGUUAACUCUACCACUUGGAGCUAAUAAGAACAAUCCUUAUUUUAACCCAAUGUUUGGUGGCGGGUCAAGUAAUUUGGAAAUGAUUAAGGAUUUGGGAUGGCGGGUUGCAAUAGCGGGUUGUGAUGGAGACGGUCUUUUUGAAAGACAAGCGGAGGUGUUUGGAUUUCUUAAGAAACGAGGUGUUGAUGCCAGUAGCUAUUUUAGUAAUGGGUAUUACCAUGGUGUUUUUGUUAAUAAUAUUUUUGCAUCUCAAAAGCUCUUUGAAUUUGUAAGAAGUGUAUUUUCUUCUGAAUUGGCAUAUUGAAUAUUUGAUAUGGUUGUCUACUUUGUACUACGGAGUACUAACUGUUUAUUUCAAAGGGUGGAAAUUGUGUAAUAAUUUCUUUCUCUUGGCUAUGAAUAUAUGUUUUCUUCGUUGUUGAGUAA